UGGGCUUUGCACAUUGUGGCCUGUGUGGGGAUUGGAGCUGGGAAGGGAAUCGACUAUCGAGGAACAAGCCGAGAAGAAAGAGGGAGGAAGAGUUUGCGACGAGAUGACUCGAGGAAAGCAAAAGAUAGAAGCGCAGCGGAAGAACGCAGAGAAGAAUCAGAAAUCCAAAGGUUCUCAGUUUGAGGCCAGAGUCGUUGCUCUCAAAGUUACAUGCCCCAUCUGUAAGGUACAACUAGCCAAUCAAAAUCAGCUUAGGGAUCAUUAUGGGGCUAAACAUCCAAAGGAGAACCCCCCUGCCGAAUCAAGCUGAGUAUGGUGUUACCUUGUGUAAAGAUGUAAAACCUGAACCCCGCAAUACACGUGCGGGAUUAGAUUGAUACUUCUUUUAUGUGCGAGCCUCAAGCGGUGGAAAUGUGUGCUAAGUUAUGUUUGGUGGCUUUUGUCGACUGAACUAUGACUCUGCAUAUUUGUUGAUCUUUCUCUCCCUGAAAUGUUUCUGCAGUGAAUGAUGAACCAACUAUGUAUCACAAAUCCAGUAGUCAUGUUUGUGUUGCUGGCUGUCUAGGCUUCUGUUUUCUGAGUUUCGGUUGUUGUGUCUAACCAGUUUCGAUUGAUGUGUCUAUGCAUCGUGUAACUGAGUUGCAAUUGACUUCUAUCCAACAUUUUGAUAUAGUUUGCCCUGCUAGCCUUUGAGGUCAUCCAAGCUGGAGAUGCGGCCAAUCAGCUUAGGAGAAAACCUCACUUCUUCAUUGAAGGACAAAAUUGCUUAUACGAGAGCUCCAUACAAGAGAGGAACUGUGAAAGAGUGAAGUAAAAACUAAACUUGUACACAAGGUUGUCAACCCGCGGGUCGACCCACUUUGACUCUGACCCGGUGAGAAAAACGGGCCGCACGCACCUGCCGGGCCGACCGCUACAAGGUACCGGGUUGAAGGUCAAAUUGUGUCAUUUUUUUCUUUGGUUUGCGAGAUGCGCCUAUUUUCCGAUUUUUCUUUUCGCCUAGCUCAAUUUUUGGAAUGCUAAUUGCUAAGUUGAACAUUUGAAUAUUUAUGCUAUAUAAGUGUGUGUGAAUUUUCACUAUAUGUUGGAU
Linum tenue is the source of this 1090-nucleotide messenger RNA. NCBI's taxonomy places the organism in Eukaryota, Viridiplantae, Streptophyta, Magnoliopsida, Malpighiales, Linaceae. The record is from the annotation of a GenBank genome assembly.